GUGGCUCCAAUUGUCAUAUUUUACGAGUUUCUAGAUCUACUAGGAAUCAAACUCGAUAUUCUAUCUAGCCGAUCUUGGUUUACAAUUAACUCUACUAUUGCACUACUUAAAACGCAACUUAAACUAGCCAAUAAGGCAAUCAAAGUAAAUGAGGGGUUUCUAGAGUGGGAAGGCUCGCUUGGCCCAAGAAUCCCUAUAAUUAGCUACUAGUCACGGGCCCGACCAAUCUCUGCGCGUGUGGCCAUGGACGCUCUGAAGUCCCGUCUCGGUUUGAUUUUAUGCAUGUUAUAUUUGGUCAAGGCAUGGCUUGCGAUAUGGGCGAGGCGGAAACUGGAUCGUCACCUCCGCAACAAGUACGGGUUGGGUUUGGUCGAUCUGUUGAGGAAUUCUUUUGACGGAGCUGAGAGGAGCUUGAUUCCGCUGUUACAGGACUAUCCCAUCAUACUUCCCGCGCUGCUUGCGUUAUGGGCUUGGCAGGCCCUGGGCUUGAGCUCUUUCUUCUCUAUGCUUGUUUUUGUCUUCCUUUUACGUUUUGAUCCAUUCUCGUCUUUGCUUUUUUUUUUCCUUCUUCUCCCAUUCCAGCUUAAGAGACAAGGUAACUGUGGUUGUUGAACAUUGAAAUAUUAUAAUAUAAUAAUAAUAUAUUUAAUGCAGUCGUUGCCUUUUGUUGGUUGUUGGUGCUAUCUAUGUAACAUAGGAAGAGCUUCUUUGAUGGUCGCACAAGGAAAGUUCACACAGGCUUGUUGAUUAAAAACUCGUACCGGUUGAACCACAAAAUAUCGUUUUCGGGCUCGAAUUCGAAACCGUACAAGCAGCCGUGAUAAAAAUGUCUACGUCAACCCUGUCAGCUUCAUUAUACUAAAAUCCUUAUCCUUAAUUUUUAUUAGGUUUAAGAAAUAGUAAUACCCUAAUCAUCAUUAACCACCUAUUAACCACUAACUUUCUAUUAACUACUUAAAUUACUAUUAAGCCAAUAGAAAUUACUUAAACAUACUCCUAAAUUUGUAGCAGUGGCUUCAAUUGUCAUAUUUUACGAGUUUCUAGAUCUACUAGGAAUCAAACUCGAUAUUCUAUCUAGCCGAUCUUGGUUUACAAUUAACUCUACUAUUGCACUACUUAAAACGCAACUUAAACUAGCCAAUAAGGCAAUCAAAGUAAAUGAGGGGUUUCUAGAGUGGGAAGGUUCGCUUGGCCCAAGAAUCCCUAUAAUUAGCAACUAGUCACGGGCCCGGCCAAUCUCUGCGCGUGUGGCCAUGGACGCUCUGAAGUCCCGUCUCGGUUUGAUUUUAUGCAUGUUAUAUUUGGUCAAGGCAUGGCUUGCGAUAUGGGCGUGGCGGAAACUGGAUCGUCACCUCCGCAACAAGUACGGGUUGGGUUUGGUCGAUCUGUUGAGGAAUUCUUUUGACAGAGUUGAGAGGAGCUUGAUUCCGCUAUUGCAGGACUAUCCCAUCAUACUUCCCGCGCUGCUUGCGUUAUGGGCUUGGCAGGCCCUGGGCUUGAGCUCUUUCUUCUCUAUGCUUGUUUUUGUCUUCCUUUUACGUUCUUGAUCCAUUCUCGUCUUUGGUUUUUUUUUCUUCUUCUCCCAUUCCAGCUUAACACUAUGUUUCCGAAGGAAGGGAGGAAAAGAAGGGGAGGUGAAGAAAAAUUAGGAGGGGUGAGGAGAUUUGGAGGCGAAAGAAAUUGGGAGGAAAAUGUUGUUUUAUGGAGGAAAUUGGGAAAGAAAGUGUGUAUUGGGAAGUGUGAUGAAUAUGUUAUUGAUGACUCGGUAUUUGCACAUGUUUUCCCCUUUGUUUCUUGAUUGUUUGAGCUUGAAUUAUUGUUUCUUUGGCCUAUUUUACGCUAGGUUGUGUUCCUUUGUCACAUUUCAGGUCCUAGCACAUAAAGUGAAGCAUAGGCGCAAGUUUCAAGUCAAUCAGAGAUCAAUUGACGAUUCGGGAGAAGAAACUCGGGUAUGACCUGAAGAAGAAUGGAUUUCUAUCUCACUUUAUGGACAAAGAAUCAUUCAAGCUUGUCAUGAAAAGAAAGAGGACGAGACUACGAGCGUCUGGGAUCAAACGGCGACUGAUUCGGAGUCCGGACGAGGGAGAAACGAAGCAUUAAACAGAGGCUGAGCAAGCCACACGGGCACAACCCACACGGCCGUGUGACCUGGCCAUGUGGCCGUGUGGAAAUCACCGAGCCUUCACACGGGCAUCUGGGAAAGCCACACGGCUGUGUGAGUCGGGAAUUGCUGUUUAAAACCCGAUUUUCAGCAAAAGGAAAGGGGGAGAGCUGGGUUUUGGAUCCCAAACACCCUAGGGACGAACCCUAGAGAGAGAGAGCGACUUGGGAACAUUCUUGGAGCUAUUUUGGAGGAUUUCUUCGCCAUUGGAGCUCGGGAAUCAAGCUUGGAGAUGGAGAUUGAAGAUCUAGAUCAGAUUUCUGCAGUCUCUCUCUUCUCUAUGGAGUAACUUCCCUUCACUUAGGUUUUGAGGAACCUUAGUUCCAUGAGUUUGGAUCUUUCUUGUAUGAAGUUUUGGAUGCUAUAUUGUUUGAUUAUAAUCGAAUGAUGCAUGUUUAUUGAGUCAAUUGCAGUCUGAUCAACUUUUCCUGAUUCCUGCUGCAAUCUGAGAUAGAUAGAAUCUGAUUAGGUUGCUAGAGUCUCAUCAUUCGGUAGUAGGAGAUUGGCUAUACGAGAGUUAGCCAGUUUACUGCUUUGUACUGGAAUCCAAUUCCAGUAGUGGAGUUCUGUGCUUAUUGCUUCAGCUUUCUAUCCCAGUGAAGACUAGUCGUCUGCCGGAUAGUUAGACUGAGAGGGCUUGGUCAGCUUAAGAGAUUCCAAGCUACUGUCGGAUCUUCCGCAGUUUAAUCAACAGUAAAUCAACCAAAAGGAAUUACAACUUGGACCUAAUUGAGGAGCUAGGGGGAAUCAUACCUAAGUGAGUUCCCAAACAGUAAUUAGUAGUUUUACUUAGUUUAGUUAGUAGAGUAGUUUAGUUAAUCAAUCCUUAAUCUAGUUGGCUAGAUAAUGAACUGAAGCUGAGUAAUAGUAACUCUAGAGACCCGUGGAUUCGAUAUUUAUUACUUGUGCCACUAUUCUGCAGUCCCUUUCAUUGGUUACACUUGGCCAUUGUUAGGUGUUGUGUUUUAGAGCAUCAGUUAUUUUAUGUAAUAGUAAAAUAAUUUGAUAGUAUGUUAAUAUUCUAAUUAUGAAUAGUGAUUUAAUUUGUACUUUCUUUCUAAACUGCACCAGAGAUUGGCCGGAAAAACUAGUGGUAUGGUAUUAUUCAACUUGUAUUUUCACUAGAGAUUGUAUCGGAAAACUUUGUACUUUCUUUCUAACAAGCAUUCUAAAUCAAUUAAAAAUUAUUCAAAUUAUAUUAUACAAUGUUUAAAAAAUACAACUGUACCGGCUGGUCAGACUCGAAAUAUCAGAUAUUAAACAGCAGACAAUUUUAUCGGUAGAAAAUGAUUGAACUAUAGUUAAACCACGAUUUUAGUACAAAAUACCCUACUUUCCUGGUAUAACCUCCAAUACCGUACCGUAAUCAUUUGAGAAUUGUGACGAAUAUGGUAUUUAAUUGGGUAUAUAAUAAUAAAAUAAUUUGAGUAUAUAAUGAUAUUAUUUUCAUUGCUUAUGAAUUGUGAAUUGAUUUGUAGUUUUUUUUCUUAUCAAUGUGUGAUGUAAAACAAUUUUAUGUUAUGUUCAUGAUUCAAGAGUAUUGUAUUUAGUCACCUCGUUUCUAUUUGGUUAUUGCUACUUUGAUUUUAAUAGGCAACCAAUUUGUUAACAUUUUAGCAACAAAAAUAUAAUUGUUACAAAGAUACGUGCAUGCAUGUAUACUUGUAUUAAACUGAAGUUUGGACCGGACCGUACCGGACCGAGUGUAAUGCGGUCUGAUCCUUAGUCCACAUGAAUUUACAAUUAUUGAAGAAAUAAUGGACUGAACUGAUAUUUGGACCGGACCGAAUUGCCAGUACUUUACGAAAUAUAUAAAAUAUAGUUUUACAAACUAUGUCAAAAAAUUGAUAUUUUAUAUCAAGUAAGAAGUGCGAGUUUAAUUACAACUAAUAAAAAUAGCAAUCAAAUGAGCUUACUAUAAAUGAUAAUUAAUUUCUUUUACCUUGUCAUCUAAAUCCAACGUGGUGUAGAGCAAAAACGAAAAGAGAAAGAACCAAAAGGAAAAAAUUAAUUACAAUUAUACUUUCCUGGUGGGAAAACCAAGAAGAAAGAAAGGAGAGUGGAGAGAUGAGAGAGUAGAGCCCAAUAAAAAAAGAAGUAAAGUGGGCAAUUCGUAUUUUCUCUCCAUUUGGGGGGUGAGGGUAGAACAAUAACCUUUCUCCCCUUUUCCCUCCCCUUGCCACUGUAUUAAAUUUCGGAAACAGGGGAAAGUUUUUUGAUUUUCCAACUUUCCUCCGUCGGUUUCCCUUCCCCCUCUUUUCCGCCCUUAAAAAACACAGUAUAAGAGACAAGGUAACUGUGGUUGUUGAACAUUGAAAUAUUAUAAUAUAAUAAUAAUAUAUUUAAUGCAGUCGUUGCCUUUUGUUGGUUGUUGGUGCUAUCUAUGUAACAUAGGAAGAGCUUUUUUGAUGGUCGCACAAGGAAAGUUCACACAGGCUUGUUGAUUAAAAACUCGUACCGAUUGAACCACAAAAUAUCGUUUUCGGGCUCAAAUUCGAAACCGUACAAGUAGCCGUGAUAAAAACGUCUACGUCAA
Linum trigynum is the source of this 4697-nucleotide messenger RNA. Lineage: Eukaryota; Viridiplantae; Streptophyta; Magnoliopsida; Malpighiales; Linaceae. The record is from the annotation of a GenBank genome assembly.